Iphiclides podalirius (scarce swallowtail) is the source of this 273-nucleotide messenger RNA. Lineage: Eukaryota; Metazoa; Arthropoda; Insecta; Lepidoptera; Papilionidae. The record is from the annotation of a GenBank genome assembly.
AUGCUCGCGUACUACGCAAGCCGACGGUGUGUCGACAUUGGACGUUGGAUCGGUUGCCGGCCCGAGGCUUCGUCCGAGUCCUCCGAAUGCCCGCGUCAGCUCGUCACGCCAGCGCUACCUACUCUACUCUCUGUUACUCAGUCUCGCAAUGGCGUUAGUCGGAGUCGGUUUAAUUCCACAAGCAUAAAAGCGAUUUUCGCCGCCACGGACAGUCAAAUUUUGGUACGAUAUCCACUCAGGACUAUUCAUUUCAAGAUCAUGUUCAUCUCAUCA